Dacryopinax primogenitus is the source of this 1358-nucleotide messenger RNA. RefSeq names its product alpha-ketoacid dehydrogenase kinase N-terminal domain-containing protein. The coding region runs from base 1 to 1275 and encodes 424 amino acids. Lineage: Eukaryota; Fungi; Basidiomycota; Dacrymycetes; Dacrymycetales; Dacrymycetaceae. The transcript has 6 exons. Gene Ontology annotation, biological process: protein phosphorylation; regulation of glucose metabolic process. Gene Ontology annotation, molecular function: pyruvate dehydrogenase (acetyl-transferring) kinase activity. The record is from RefSeq and is a predicted model, not a curated record. Gene Ontology annotation, cellular component: mitochondrion.
AUGCGCCCCAGCAGGCGUCUGCAUCUCCCCCUACAACCCAUCCCAAGCACUUCUUCUACCUCUGCUCCUACCCACUUUUACCGAAAUAGGCAGCUCGAGCUCUAUGCGAGCAAGAGGAGCAAACCCCUGUCGCUCAGGCAGCUCAUCUUCUUUGGGAGGAGCAUGAACGAGGAGAGGCUCAUCCAAAGUGCGAAUUAUGUGAGGACGGAAUUGCCCGUUAGGCUAGCGCAUAGGAUACGGGACCUCCAGACUCUCCCGUUUGUCGUCGUGAGGCAGGAGCAGGUCGCAAAGGUGUAUGAGUUGUACUGGACGGCUUUCGAGAGGGUACGGUCAUAUCCUCCAAUACACGACCUGCAUGACAAUGAGCGAUUCUGCGAAUUCCUACAACAAAUCCUGGACGAACAUGCAGCAGUAAUACCUAUGCUCUCGCUCGGCUUCUCCCUCUCUUCCCAACAUCUCGCGCCUGAGCUGCUCGACACCGUCCUCCGACGCAUGCUCGUCUCCCGUAUCUCCCGACGUGUCGUCGCACAGCACCAUGUUGCACUCUCGCGCUCGCUCGCCCAGCCUCGGCCUGCAGGGUGGAGACGUGACCAGCAGGAUCAUGUAGGAAUCAUCAGCACUGCCCUAGACGCGGGGGAGUGUAUACGUCACUGUGUGGAGCUGCUGCACCAGCGAAGAGGGCCGGAGGGACAGGAGCGGAUAGGUCCGGAGGUCAAGAUCGAUGGGGAUACAGAGACGAAGUUUGCAUACAUCCGAGAACACCUGGAAUACCCGAUAUUUGAGCUGCUUAAGAAUUCAUUCCGUUUCACGCGCCUCGCCCACCCGCAACAACCCUCCGAGCCCUCCUCUCUCCCGCCAAUCCAAGUCACCCUCGUAAACGCCCCCACCGACGUCCACAUCCGCAUCUCCGACCAAGGCGGCGGCCUCCAAUCCGCCGACGUCGUCACACCCUCCGACCUCUACUCUUUCUCCCACCUGCGAAACAAAGCCCGGCUCGCUUCAGACCGUCUUGCCGCUCUGAAAAAAGCGAGCAUGAGCAGCAGGGGCAUGAUGGCCACUGUACAAGAACAACUGCGGAGCGAGGAAGGAGAAGAAGAAGCACAGGCCGUCGAGGCUGCUAGCAGGACACAUCUCGGCAUCGGACUCCCCAUGAGCAAGAUAUAUGCGGAGUACUUCCGCGGAGGGCUGCAUUUGGUCUCCCUGGACGGGUAUGGAGUGGACGCGUACCUCCGGCUGCCGAAGUUGGGCACGAUGCUGGAGGAUAUCGAAGUGUGAAAUUGGGUGAGUGACGGAUAUUUGACUCUGGGUGCCCGGCGAUGGGGAGGAGGGAUUGUCCCGAAAGCAAUUGUGUACAUUAU